Nothobranchius furzeri (turquoise killifish) is the source of this 1951-nucleotide messenger RNA. RefSeq names its product alpha-L-fucosidase 2 (gene fuca2). Gene Ontology annotation, biological process: glycoside catabolic process; fucose metabolic process. Gene Ontology annotation, molecular function: alpha-L-fucosidase activity. The record is from RefSeq and is a predicted model, not a curated record. Gene Ontology annotation, cellular component: lysosome. NCBI's taxonomy places the organism in Eukaryota, Metazoa, Chordata, Actinopteri, Cyprinodontiformes, Nothobranchiidae.
CAAGCGCAUACAGUGUUUUGCGGAAAAGAGAAAACUGUUGUAUUUGACUUAAAAUGUCGUGAUUCAGGUUUAAUUUGUUUCCUUGUUGGUUUAUCAUGUGAUAGUCUCAUGACUUUAACGCUCUGCCAUAUCAGUCAGUCAAACAAGAUCCUUUUGUCACAAGUCGGGUCAAAAUGGGAGCGUUUGCAGCUGUUUGUGUCGUCUUUUUCACGCUGCUGAUAAGCGGUAUCAGCAGAGCCACAUACCAACCGACCUGGGAGUCCAUCGACUCCAGACCGUUGCCGGAGUGGUACGAUCAGGCCAAAUUUGGCAUCUUCAUCCACUGGGGGGUCUUCUCUGUGCCGAGCUUUGGCAGCGAGUGGUUCUGGUGGUACUGGCAGAAAGAAAAGAGGCAGGAAUAUGUUCACUUCAUGCAGAGUAAUUAUCCUCCAGACUUUCAGUACCAAGAUUUUGCGCAACAAUUUACAGCCGAGUUUUUCAACGCCAAAGAGUGGACGGACAUCUUUGCGUCAUCAGGAGCAAAGUACAUAGUGUUGACCACCAAACACCAUGAAGGUUUUACCCUUUGGGGCUCCAAAAACUCCUGGAACUGGAACGCUGUGGACGUGGGACCAAAGCGAGACCUGGUGGACGAAGUGGCGACUGCUCUGCGUGAAAACGGUUCCCUUCGUUUAGGGCUGUAUCACUCUCUCUUUGAGUGGUUCAACCCGCUCUUCGAACAGGAUGCUGCAAAUAAAUUCACCACCAACUACUUUCCGACCACUAAAACUCUGCCUGAGCUAUAUGACCUCGUUAUGAAGUACAAACCAGAGGUGCUCUGGUCCGAUGGGGAUGGGAACGCUCCUGACAAGUACUGGAACAGCACAGCUUUCUUGGCCUGGCUCUAUAACGACAGUCCUGUUCGGGACACGGUGGUGACGAACGAUCGGUGGGGCCAAGACUGCAUCUGCAAACACGGCGGGUAUUACACGUGCACCGAUCGCUACCAGCCAGGUCACCUGCUCAAGCACAAAUGGGAAAACUGCAUGACCAUCGACUCAAAGUCUUGGGGCUACAGACGGAACGCCCCGCUCAGUGACUACCUCACCAUAGAGCAGCUGGUGGCGACGCUGGUGGAGACAGUGUCUUGUGGAGGAAACCUGCUGAUGAACAUCGGCCCUACACACGAUGGAAGGAUCUCUCCGAUCUUUGAGGAGCGUCUGAGGCAGAUGGGUCAGUGGCUGAAGGUGAACGGGGAGGCCAUCUACAACACCUCAGCCUGGCGGGUUCAGAGUGAAACCACAAAAAUGUGGUACACAGCCAGACCUCAGGAAAAGACAGUAUUUGCUAUUUUACUGGAUUGGCCGGAUAAAGGAUGGGUGAUUUUGAAUGAACCAGUGGCCACUCAAGGAUCCACCAAGGUGGAGCUUCUGGGUUAUGGCUCGCUGCAGUGGGAGCCGGCGAUGGCCAGCGGGCUGAACAUCACCCUGCCUCCACUGUCCUUCAGACAGAUGCCAUGCCAGUGGGCCUGGACCUUGAAGCUGACAGGUGCCUCCUGAAGGGAAAGCCACAUCACAUGAACACAAGCUAAUGUGUCUGAGUCACUAAACUUCUUAUUUGUGUUCAGAAAUUGGUUCAAUCAUGAGAAUAAUAAAAGCCACACUGUUUUCUGAAACUUGCACUGAUGUUCAUUUUUUUAAUUGUGAAGUAAAUACGUUUUUAGGCUCUUUGUGACCAUUCAUUUAAAACUUGAACUGAGGUUUUAUCUUACAGCCAAAAAGCAGCUAAAUCUAUCUUUUUUUGGUUCUAAUUUGCACAUUUUAAUCAACAGAAUCAUUCUGCCGGGUUUGGGUUUUUAUGUAAAAAACGUUUCUAGCUUACAUUUUGAUGAUUUUUCUCUGUAUUUAACGGGAUUUAAUAGGGUCGCUGUGAUUUUGUGUAUGAAUAAUUAAAUAAAAUAAUUUGAAUAAUU